Messenger RNA from Sphenostylis stenocarpa, 576 nucleotides. The record is from the annotation of a GenBank genome assembly. Lineage: Eukaryota; Viridiplantae; Streptophyta; Magnoliopsida; Fabales; Fabaceae.
AUGGAGGGGUUUGAGAGCAUAGAUUUGGCAAAUUGUCUAAUGCUUCUCUCUUGCCCCCAACAAAGGAUAUCACGACAGAAACAUUUGGAGGGUGUGGAAUUUGAGUGCAAGACAUGCAACCGAAAGUUCUCGUCCUUUCAGGCAUUGGGUGGGCAUAGGGCUAGCCACAAAAGGUCCAAACUUGAGGGGGAUGAACUCAAAGCACAUGCUAUAUCCCUGAGAUUGGGAAUCGAUAAACCCAAAAUGCACGAGUGUUCCAUUUGUGGACAAGAAUUCUCAUUGGGUCAGGCACUUGGAGGCCACAUGAGAAGACAUAGAGCUUCCAUUAACGAAGACUCUUCUUCAAUUAAACAGGUUGUUGCACAAGUACCAGUUUUGAAAAGAUCAAAUAGCCUGAGGGGUAUGUGCAUGGACUUGAACCUAACACCGUUAGAGAAUGACUUGAAGUUAUUGUUUGGAAACAUGGCACCCAAUGCUGGUGCCCUAGUUGAAUAUUGUGCAGUUUUGGUGUACAACUAUUGGGCUUCAAAGCCCACAAAUAUGCUAAUCCCAAUGCCUCUUCAUGCACCUGAAUAA